This is a messenger RNA of Aspergillus pseudonomiae, 3697 nucleotides long. RefSeq names its product putative polyketide synthase. Gene Ontology annotation, molecular function: fatty acid synthase activity; phosphopantetheine binding. The transcript is spliced from 4 exons. Bases 144 to 3662 code for a protein of 1172 amino acids. NCBI's taxonomy places the organism in Eukaryota, Fungi, Ascomycota, Eurotiomycetes, Eurotiales, Aspergillaceae. The record is from RefSeq and is a predicted model, not a curated record. Gene Ontology annotation, biological process: secondary metabolite biosynthetic process; fatty acid biosynthetic process.
GGUUGAAUGAUAGUGAAGACGAUAUCCAGGCGAUAAUAAGAGGAUACGGCGAGCAAGACCCUGACUUCAAUCUCACAAGGGCUGUCGGAGAAAACCUUCCGCGCCCAUCCGUGCUUACAGGCGAGACCAACAUUCUCGAGUACAUGACGCAGAACAAUUAUCUGGACAAUUACUAUACGCAUGCUAUCGGAUUUGACUGGCUGAACGAGUUGAUCUCCGGAACAAUCCUCCAGCUGACAUGCAAGUUCCCUCACAUGAAGAUUUGCGAGAUUGGUGCUGGCACGGGCGGUGCCACGCAAGCGAUCCUAGAAAAGGUGGGCGACGCGUUUGCAUCAUAUACCUAUACCGACAUCUCGAGCGGCUUCUUCGAAAAGGCUCAGAGCAGGUUUCAGAGGUUCAGCAGCCGUCUAAACUACAAGGUCCUGGACAUAGAGCGCGACCCGACAACUCAGGGAUUCGAAGAACACUCUUACGAUCUGGUGCUGGCUGCCAACGUUCUUCACGCCACUGCCUGCUUGGAGCACACCCUCCACAAUGUUCGAAAGCUCCUCCGGCCCGGCGGGUUCUUGGUGCUCAUGGAAAUCGUCGGGAACGAUGUUUUUCGCAUUGGAUUAGUGAUGGGUGGACUGCCCGGAUGGUGGGUGGGCAAAGACGAUGGCCGACGCUAUGCGCCGACGAUCACGCUCGAGCAGUGGGACUCGCUCUUCCGGGCCACAGAGUUCUCUGGCAUCGAGACUUACACCCCUAUGCCCGACAAGGUCCAGAUGCCUGGGUCGGUGUUCGUGACGCAGGCGGUCGACGCCACUCUGAACAACCUUCGAGAACCCCAGCAUUUUCCACCGACUUCCGCUGCGUCGAGUGACCUGGUGAUUUUGGGCGGCUCCAGUGACAGCACGUCCCGCCUUGUUCAAGUCUUGGUGCCACUUCUCGAGCCAUUUUUCAAACAUGUUAUUACAAUCCGGGAUUUGAAACACCUUCCGACUAUACCACCAAGGGCCUUCGUAUUGAGCCUGCUGGACUGUGAUGGCUUGCUUUUUGAAAAGCUGGAUGAACCACUUUGGCAGAGCUUCAAGACCCUGGUUUUGUCUCUAUCAGGCCUAUUGUGGGUGACCACUGGCAGUCGCCUGGAGAGACCUUACGCCGGAAUUGCCCUUGGUCUGCUGCGCUCUCUCGUAUACGAAAUACCAGAAACCAAGAUUCAAUGCUUGGACGUUGACGAUGUGUCAGAUGAAGGGACUUCAGCAGUCAUCGCACGGCUCCUGCUCCAGAUGCAGUUCCAUUCCGCAUUGCCGAAGGAGAAGCAGGAGGCGAUCCUUUGGACUCCAGAGCCAGAAUUGAUCCUUGCCAAUAACAGGCUGCACAUGGUUCGUGUGCAACCUCAGACCGAGCAGAAUGACCGAUACAAUUCGUUCCGCCGACCGAUUAUGAGAGAAACUACCCUGGGAACCAAUGAUCUCCGGCUGGAAUAUGAUGGGGGCGCCUACAUGCUUCGGGAGAAGCACGAUGCUCCCGAGCCUCACAAAGACUACCGUACGGUUCAGGUCGAGUAUUCGCUUCUCUCCGCAAUCAAAGCCAAUGAUGGCUAUUACUUCCUGUGCCUUGGAAUCUGCCAAGGUACAUGCGAGAAGGUUCUGUGCUUGUCCACCGAUAAUUCCUCCAUUGUCACUGUGCCGCAGUCAAUGCUAGUCACCGUGGACAACCACGACCUCAUCGACGCGCAAUUCAUGUCGUUUGUGGUCGCUGAUCUUGUUCGCCAGCAUAUCCUAAGAUUGAGGCCCGCUGCGGGUACGCUGCUCAUUCACGAGCCCGACCCUGGCCUUGCGUCUUUGCUGUCUGGUCGAACGGUUGGCGAGGGUCAGUCGAUUGUGUUCACAACAUGCAAGCCAAGUAAUGCGAAGAGAAGAAAUUGGAUCUAUGUACACGAAAGAACUCCGGCGCGCACUAUCGAUGCACUUAUUCCGCGCGAAGUUGCGUUGAUUAUCGAUCUAUCUUCCACUGCUGCGUCCAAGUAUGGACUGGGGACCAGAAUUGCCUCAUUGCGACCUCAGGCCGGCCAGAAACUUGGCUUUUCUAAUCUUGUCCACAGCACGGCAUCGCCGAUGUCAACCCCUGUCCCUGAGAGCAUUGGGCUGCUUCUUGAACGAGUCUCGGUGUUUGCACAAUCCCAACUGAAUGGAGUUCCAGACGGAGCGCCGCUCGACACUCUCACUGUGGGAGAAGCUGUGACGAAGCAGCUCCCAGAGUCAAGCCUAGCAUUGAUUCAAUGGGACCCAAAUCAGUCCGUUUCGGUCUUAGUGGAGCCAAUCACCGUGAGGAAUGACCUCUUCCAGGGUGAUAGGACCUACUGGUUGGCGGGCCUGGCGGGAGACAUGGGGCAGUCCCUGGCUGAUUUCAUGAUCCAACGCGGUGCGAGGCACAUCGCUCUCGGUAGCCGGAACCCGAUAGUCUGCCCUGAAUGGCAGAAGUUGUGUCAAGCCCGUGGAGUGAACAUCGAGUACUUUACAUGUGACCUGACCGAGUAUGCGUCAGUUCAAUCGACACUCAGCGCGAUCGAAAGCAAGAUGCCUCGGAUUGCCGGCGUUGCUAAUGGUGCCCUUGUGCUUCGCGACAUUCCCGUGGCGACGAUGUCCUUCGAUGACCUCCAGACGGUCCUGAAACCCAAGGUGGACGGCACCCUGAAUCUCGACAGCGCGUUCGCGCACCAUGCGCUGGACUGGUUCAUCGCCUUCUCGUCGAUCGUCGGGACGACCGGUAACAUGGGCCAGGCGGCCUACUCGGCGGCCAACUGUUUCAUGAAGGCGCUGGUGAACAACCGGCGCCGCCGGGGCCUCGCCGGGUCGGUAAUCGAUAUCUCCCGGGUCAUCGGGGUCGGCUACGUGGAACGUGAGACCAAGAGCGAAGGACGACUGACCAAGGAGCAAACGGAGCGGCUCAUGAACCGCACCGGCACCAUCCCUAUGUCCGAGCCGGAUUUGCAUCAGCUGUUCGCAGAGGCGGUGGUUGCCGGCCUACCGGGGACGGCGCCCGGCUCGGAGCUCAUCACGGGCCUGGCGCCCAUCGGGAUGGCGCAGGCGGAAACCGCCUUCUGGGCCGCCAACCCCAAGUUUGGACUCUUGGUGCGCGACCAAACCACCUCCUCGACUGUCUCCACGCUCGGCGGGAAUGGGCGCUCCAUUGCCCAGGUUCCCGUCUGGAUUCAGCUGCAGGAUGCUACCUCGCCGCAGGAGAUGUCGACCCUUAUCCAAGUUGCCUUGGGAAGUAAACUGCGGGCUUCGCUCUUUCUCUCGGCGACAGACCCAUUAUCUCCGGAGACACCUCUGGUCGACCUCGGCAUCGACUCUCUGGUCGCCGUCGAAGUCCGCACCUGGGCCGCCAAGGAGCUGUCGGUGGACUUGCCCGUGCUCAAGAUCCUGGGCGGCGCUUCGAUCCUGGACCUGGUGACGGAUAUCCUGGGGAAGCUUCCAGGGGACCUGCUAGCUAACGCUACUGCUACGGUUUCAGACGCUUCGGGUCCGAACUUCCCGGAGUGGGGUGGCCGUGAGUCCCCGCUGGCUGAUUCUUCCCUGUCUGCCUCGUAUGAUCUGGUUUCCAUGCAAAGCCCACCUACCACCGUGCACGACUCGGAUUGCUCGGAUCAUGAUGGGCUGAAGAGCUCCGGAUGAGAGAUGCAGACCCCGGGGGGAGGGAAGUACCUAAG